AUGAACUUAUAUGACCGGGCCAGAGAUAUUGUUUCCUCUCACACAGUUUUUAACUUUGACAACCCUACCCCUGCCUCUUCCCCGCCCCCGCCCCCGCCCCCGCUCCCGCCCUCCCGUACCCCACACGGCCAGAGCGAACCGCCCGUAAGUUCCCACCUUCCUCCCGAGUCCCGCCACAUGGAUUGUUCAGAGACAAUUCUCCCGCCAUCAUCUAUAUGCCGCUAA
Molecule: messenger RNA, 225 nt
Organism: Sodiomyces alkalinus F11
Lineage: Eukaryota; Fungi; Ascomycota; Sordariomycetes; Glomerellales; Plectosphaerellaceae
Exons: 3
Coding region: 1-225 (74 amino acids)
Source: RefSeq, a predicted model, not a curated record